Molecule: messenger RNA, 480 nt
Organism: Staurois parvus
Lineage: Eukaryota; Metazoa; Chordata; Amphibia; Anura; Ranidae
Source: the annotation of a GenBank genome assembly
UUAAGCUGCGUGAAAUACCUCAUGUUCAUCUUUAACUUUUUUAUAUUUCUCGGCGGAACGUUUCUGCUCGGACUCGGGGUUUGGGUAAUCGUUGACCCCACCGGUUUCCGGGAAAUCAUAGCUGCAAACCCCUUGAUGUUCAUGGGCGCCUACCUGGUUCUGGCCAUGGGGGCCAUGUUGUUUCUUCUCGGCUUCCUGGGCUGCUGUGGAGCCAUCCGUGAGAACAAGUGCCUUCUGUUGUUUUUCUUCAUGUUCAUUCUGGUUAUUUUCCUGGCAGAACUCUCGGCUGCAAUUUUGGCGUUCCUGUUCAGGGAGAACCUCACCAGAGACUUCUUCACCAAGGAGCUGAAGAAACAUUACCAGGGAAACAACAGUACGGACAUCUUCACCUCCACCUGGAACUCCGUCAUGGUCACUUUUGAAUGCUGUGGCGUGAACGGCCCUGAAGAUUUCGGGGAAACCUUGCACUUUAAGGCCCAU